AUGCAGUCCCUCUUUUCCGUCACAAACAACGUCUCCCUCGUCACAAUCACCGUCACCCCCGGCACCUUCCUCGCCGUCGUUGGGCUGCUGCUCUGCUUCCUCACCCUCUACAUACCCGUCGUGCCGCAUAUUCGCUUCCCCCGUGUGUCACUCCCACGCGCUCUCGUGCCGCCGUCGUCCUCGCACGGUAGCACCAGCGAAUCAUCGUCAUCGGCGCUGCUCCUACGUGGUACUACCCCAUCGUCCUACCCCUCCUCCACUGCCGUUGCUGCUGCAACCGCCGCCGCUGCCACUGGUCCAGGUCGGCAUAGGACCCAGAAGGCUCUGCCUGCGUUGCCGGCACCGCUGCAGCCACCUCGAUCUCGUGGUGCGCUGCUGCCCGCGCCCCCGUCGUUGAUUGAGCAGCUCGCGCCGUCGCGCCAGCUUGCGCUGCCCGAGUUCAUCUCCUCCUACUGGGGCGGUCGUCGCCGUCGCGAGACAACCCCUCCUCCUCCUGCACCACCUUUGAAGCAUGGCGCCGACAAUACCAUUCCCGCCACCGCUGUCUGCUGCGCCAAAAGCUGCGUCGCAAGGGAUUGUAGCAGUGUCAGCCACAACACCAACUUCGAACCCCCAGCCAGCCCCAUAACGGACAACACAUCGCGCUCCUCGACCCGCCGCUCCUCGAUGGCCACCAGGAGCGAGCCCGCGACCGAAGAGGACGACCAGUCAGUGGCAGCGGCGAACCUCGCCGCAGACUCGGAAGCGGACUCCGCCGCUGGUGGCUACUCACCACCAGCGUGGCGGAGACUCGGCAACGGCGGCCGCAGUCGCGGCUUCUGGAGCAGCCCGCAGACAGAUGAGCUCGCCUUUCAUUCUCCGCUGUCGCCGUCGUUCCCGGAAUCCUCGGCCCUGUCGGGCGAGAGCGAUGGCGAGUCCAGCGACUCUAGCGAGGCCACCACUGAUAUACUGGAACGAGCCAUACAGACAAGGCUGCCCCAGGGGAGCCAGAGUCCGGAGAAGCGGCGCAAUAUUCGAUUCGCCGUCCGUGCCGAGGUGCAUCAGCGCACCGAGCCCAUCGAGGCCGCUGUGUCCUUUGUGCGCAAGCGCUACCAGGCCGCCAUGUCAUCUUGGUUUUCCAUGCUCACCAGCAUGUCUGUUGCGCUCUUCAGCAUACUAUUUGUCAGGUUCCUCCUGCAACCCGUCGCACCGCGGCCGGCCGGCGACCUCGUCAAGGUGGCGGGCAUCGCGCGCUCCUUUGAGCCGCUCAUUUACUACUCGGAACACGCCGUCACCCAAGUCCAUGACCUACAAGCCACGAGUGUGGCCGUCUGGGAUCUGGGCGAGAGCGUGCGCUCCAGUGAUAUGCUCGAUGCGACGAGCAUCGUCUCCGGGUUGGAUGCGCUCAGUGAGACGAUGAGAACAUUGUCAGUCGAAAUGACUAAAUUCUUUGCCCGCGUUGAUGGUGACGUUGACGGCAUUCUCAACGUCAUGGAUUGGGCCAAGAUGCACCUGAACCGCCUCAACAGCGCCCAGGCGCCCUCGACCAUGUCAGUCGCCUACGACAACAUCCACAACCUUCUCUCUCACGCGCACGUCCUCGAAGACGCCGACGGCGUGCCCACCUCACUCGGCAAUCUUGCCACCUACCUCUUUGGCCCGUCCAAUCCGCAGCGCGAGCAGCGUUUGAUCCAGCUCCUCUUUACCGAGUUCCUCACCGUCCUGGAGGAGAGCAUCGCCGCCGAGCUGCAGCACAGCGUGACCCUCUUUGCGCUCUUCGAAGCCGUCGACCACCACUUUCUUAACCUCGCGCGCAUCGUUGUUCGCGAGACCUCGGCGCAGGAGGAACUCCACUACGACUCGCUCGCGAGCCUGUGGGUGCGGCUCCUUGGUACGCGUGCCGACGAGCUGCGCAAGUUUACCCAGAACCGCGACCUCUUGCGCAACGUUCGCGACAAGACGGUUCGCAACAAGCGGGUCCUCAUCGACCACCAGGGUAAGCUCCUCACUCUUCAGGCCUCGCUCGAGAGUCUGCGCGGCAAGCUCGUCUCCCCCCUCGUGCGCGGCGCAAACGCCACGACGCUCUCGCUCGAGGACCAGAUUUACGGCAUUUCCUCAGUCAGCGAGUACCUCGCCGAAGUGCGCCGACAGCAAAAGGGUAAAGUCAUGCAGCAUUUGUUUUCGAGCUCUCACGGGAGAAACGUUCUCGGAGACGAGAUUCCCCCGCGCGUGGGCGGCUUUGACAUUGACGGUCAAAAAGUGUAA
Messenger RNA from Beauveria bassiana ARSEF 2860, 2244 nucleotides. RefSeq lists its product as uncharacterized. The record is from RefSeq and is a predicted model, not a curated record. Bases 1 to 2244 code for a protein of 747 amino acids. NCBI's taxonomy places the organism in Eukaryota, Fungi, Ascomycota, Sordariomycetes, Hypocreales, Cordycipitaceae. The transcript is spliced from 4 exons.